Molecule: messenger RNA, 7943 nt
Organism: Dunckerocampus dactyliophorus (ringed pipefish)
Lineage: Eukaryota; Metazoa; Chordata; Actinopteri; Syngnathiformes; Syngnathidae
Gene: hey1
Product: hes-related family bHLH transcription factor with YRPW motif 1
Exons: 5
Coding region: 6247-7185 (312 amino acids)
Biological process (GO): Notch signaling pathway; anterior/posterior pattern specification; regulation of neurogenesis
Cellular component (GO): nucleus
Molecular function (GO): RNA polymerase II cis-regulatory region sequence-specific DNA binding; DNA-binding transcription factor activity, RNA polymerase II-specific; protein dimerization activity
Source: RefSeq, a predicted model, not a curated record
GUCUGGAGAGAUGAAUUUCAUGGGAUCACACGGCCAGCUUGGAGUUCCCAGACGCUCCUCACGCGCUCCGCACUUCCUUCAGCUGACUCCUGACCCCCGCCGCCAUUAGUGAGGUCAGAGGAGUCAGCACCCCUUUGCUCGCUGCUGGAGGGUCUGACACCCCCACAAAAAAAAAAAGUCUGUCUGUCCCCCCCCCCCCGCCAGGGCGUGAGGCCAAAUGUCAAACAUUAAAAGCUGUUCAGGCUUGCUAUGGAAGCGAGCGAAGGUGAGGGGUUGCACGUUGGUGCGUUUCCACGCCGCCAAGGUUGCUGACAUCACGGAGCCACUUUUUGUCACCAAAAGUAGCCUUAAAGAGUCCUGAAAGGGAAAGUGCACUUUUUUAGAUUCCUUUUGCCCCUCAUCCACAAUCCUUGUGAGACAUGAACACACGUCUUUCUCUUUUCUAAAGAUAUAAAAACAGCUAAAAAGAGGCAGCUCAUUAAUGCAGAUAACGGGACACACCUAUUUCUCCUAUGAAAACACCUCCAAUAUGUAGCGUUACCUUUGGCUAGUGGCCUGAGGCCUUGUGAGUGAGUGUGUGGUGAAGCUAGUCGCUAGCCUGCUAGUAGCUAGCCACUGUGGUGUGGUGAGGUGUCACUACGCCGGUAACGUAGUUCUUGGGUGUAACAAUGUUAAUAACAAUAAUAACAAUGUGGCUAAUAUGCAGCUGACAUUAUGGAAGUGGAGCCCUGUUGGCGCUUUUUGGAGGUUUUUUCAGCAGGCGGAGUAGGUGUGUUCCAUUACGUGCAUUCUUAGAUGCCUCGUUUUAGCUGUUUUUAUAUCUUUACAACACAGAAAAGAGGAAGACAUGUGCUCAUGUCUCACAUGAGUGCACAUUGGUGCACUUUUCCUUGAGACUGUGCAAACUUUUAUGACCCCGCCUCUUAAAAGCAUCAGAAUCGAGAAUCGUUUGGAACCAGAAUGGAAACAAGGAAUCGUUCAAAUCCAAACGAUGGCCACCCCCACCUGUGAGUUCACAAGAGGUUCAUUCAUCACAACAAAUGAAAAUCAACUCAGUCAUUUUUCUGGCCUUGCAUCGUGUUCGUUUUCCUCGUCUCCCGCCUCCAAACAGGCAGCAUGAGGGUUCACUCUGUGCAUUGGUUUUCAGCACCUUGACAUGUUUGUUCCUUCGAACAACGGCAUGAAUGGAGUGAGCCCUUUUGUCAGUCCGACAGUCUCUUUGUCUCUAUGGGUGGAGGCGGGGCCGCUAGCAUACACACUUUUUGUGGGGUUUUUCCCCAACACAACUACGCAGGUAAAAGUGAUGUUAAAUGUUCACUUUUUUGCAUCAUUGUCUGCAUGUAAAACUGUAAUUAUUGUCUAUAAAAUGAAUUUUGUGUUAACAUUUUUGGGUGUGUCGAACGGAUUCAGUGGAUUUACAUGAUUUUCUAUGGGAAAAUGUGCUUUGGUUAGAGUCUGUCUUGGUUUGAGUCGGACCUUCUGGAAUGAGUUACUGAUGUUAACCAAGGCACCACCAUCCCACCCUUUUCACUACCUCCUCCAGCCAUCACCAUUGGGCUCCUGGCGUGUAGCACGUGCACACAGCUGGCGAUGUGCCGUGCCGUGCCGUGCCGUGCCAAACACCAACCGUAAACCCCCUUUGAAGGUCUGCAGACACAAGCGAUCUCAAGCCCCCGUUGAGAUGAAAGCAACUUGUGGUCUUUGUUCUUGUCCACUUUCACUCUCUCUCGUCACUGCAUUGGCCACCCACCAGACUGUCCCCACCCCCCACCCCACCGUCUCCUCAAAGCGGCCAGAGUGAGUCGUCAUCCUGUCAGGACGGCCCCCAGCAGGUACUGUGUGUUCUCCCUCCCAUCCACCUGUCCCACUUAGAUAUCAAAUGUACCGGACGUGGGAGGGGGGGAACACCACACGUGUAUUUUCCUCACUAAAAAAAACCCAGAUGUGAUGUUUGAAACUUCAACGGCCACUCAGCCGGUCUGCCGUCUGGAGGGUUCCGCCACAGGUGCCCCAUGAAAACUCCCCUCCCCCAUUUGUAAAACGUUAACUCACAUCUUGGCUUGCAGUAUUUGAGGUUUUUACGUGAAAGCACGCACACGUGCGCACGCUUCCACGAAAGGCAGCAGGGUUUUUAAACCAUUGUUCCGACAUUUCCUUCAAUUUCAUUAGAUUUCGUUGCUAAAUGACGUCCACUAAGGAUUGUGCUUGAUGGGGAAAAUUCCCCCCAAAAAAGGGCAGUUUUCCUUUGACUCUUAAAAGCAUCGCAAUCCAGAAUCAAAACCAGGAAUCUGAAUUGUUCAAAUUGAAACGAUGCCCAGAGAGAUGUACGCUAACAAGACGCUAGCAAGUUGCUCACUUUAGCAGUCAUGGUGGGGACGAGACAGAGAUUAGUGUCAGUGGGUCAACUUUGACACGUCCUUUACAACCCUGGGGUGUGUGUGUGUGUCACCAAGUCAAGAGACCCGCUAACAAAGCUAACAAGGGAAGCAACAAGGGCGAACAAUGACACCAUGUUCAGACCUUCACAAAGGACAAUACUGGAGUAUGCCGUACACACAUGUACACACACGUACACACGCACACACGCACGGCGAGGCACAAUAGCGGCUUGUCGCUCACGUCUCGUAGCCGAGUCAGCCGCCACUUCCUUUUGCUGUUCCUCAAAGCAAUGGCAAGCCUUCACGUACUGUUUUGGAUUUGUCUGAUGCUAACCCUGCAGACGCCCUAGCAUUGGUAAAAACACGCUAGCUUGUUUCCCUUUUGCUAGUUGUGUCGUGUUGCGGUUAGUUACACGACAUUUGCGUGCGUUCUUGCUGAAAACUGUUUGGAUAACGAAAAGAAGUUGAUGCAGUGUUACAAGGUGACAUCGCCAUCUACUGGCCUGGAAUGCACAUGACAGCAUUGACGGUGAAUAUAAGAUAAAUAAAAAGAAUCAAAGAAUAUAAGAUAAACAAGAUUUGCAUAUUUACAAAUAGUGUGUAGAAAUAUGGUAAAUCUUUUACAGGCAAUGGAGGUAUUGUAGAACCGGCCGUCGUGUGGAAUAAAUGAAGUCCUGUAGUGUUCACUGUGGGAACCAAACUGGAGGAGUCUGAGUCUCCGCUGCCCCGCUCUUGUCCCAUGGAGUGGUUGGGUGGGGUUGUCCAUGAUGGGGAGCAGUUUGGAGAUGGAGAGACAAUUACAAUUUCUACAAUUUUCUAUUUUUUUGUAGUUUUUGCAAAAGCUGUCAUUUUCCGAGUCACACAGGGAUCUCGCAAAAUUGCCUUUGCAUUAUCUUGCUAGCGGUUGUAGUUUAGUACGUUUGUGUGUCGUGCUCGGGGACUGUUUGCAUGACGUCGUUUUGCGCCGAUGAAUGUCUUUGAAAAUGACACCGUUUGCAUUUUUUGUGUAAAUGUUGAAAACAGCUCGGAUAAAAGUGGCAUCGCCAACUAGUGGCCUGACAUGGAAAUCACAACGUUUUUCCAUGUUGUUGCUGGUCCGCGUGUGCGUGCGUGCGUGGGGAUCGUUUGGAUAACAAUGGCUGUGCGUAAAAUUGCCGGUCGAUGCUAAAAUAUCGAUACUUGUGACACCAGAUCUUCACGCUCUAAAAUUGAUUCCCAAAUCAAAGGAUGGACACGUUUGAUACUUUAAUGGUUUUGUAAUUGUUCCUAUUUUCUUUGUUUAUUGUUUCAAAAUGGAUAAAUCAUUAAUCAUAUGAAUAAUUAUUGUAUAUUUCAAAUGAAUCAAAUGUCUUGUAUUCUUGAUGCUAUCAUAUGAAAUACACAACAGACACAUUAGUACAAAGUAUCGAUAUCGGGUCGGUAUUGCCGAUACCAGCCUGAAUUUUACUCAGUAUCAGAUCACUAACUCAGACUGCUACAGGUUAAGGGAAACUAGCUAAAAACCAGGUUAGGUGCUUUUCGGUGAAACGUGGACGUCUGACUGGAUAGCAUUUGUCUUUUUCACACAGGAAUCCCACAAAAUGCCUGCAUUUUUUCACCCUGUGCCUUUCAUACAGAGAUUGUUGUGUGUGCUUGUGGAUAAAUCCAUGACUGUUUUUAAGGUUUGUUUUGCUUUUGGGGCGACUUCUUAAACAUCAUCCAUCAGCAUCGCUCUGUCAUCAUGGCUGCCUGGCGUCACUCGUCAGUCGCGCAGACGCUAGGCUAGCUUUUUUGUUUUGUUUUUUUUCGCAGGAAGUCCAAACCCAAACAAACAAAACCACCUGAUGAUGACAUGAGACUUGACGACUGGGCUUUUUUUUGUUUAAGAAAUGGUGUCGUUUUCAGCCAAAUAAUGGGACAGCAAACUUUUCAAAGUAAAAGUCCUCAUGUGUCACUGCCUGGCCUUGAACUAUAAAACAAUAAAAGCCCCAAGAUCACAUCCAGACGCUGGCUUGGCUGAAACCACGGUUGGUUUUGAGUGCAGUUCGGGUUGGUGGUGUGAUUUGCACAGGGUGGGGGGGUAGUGGGGUGGUGGUGGGCGUCCGUCCCUCCCUCACCUUCAAAGGGCUGCCCCCCGCCCCCCAUCACUGGAAGGACUAAUAACAACAUGUGAUGAGACCGCUUAGAACAAAGACGGAGGGGCAGAAAAUAACAGCGUGGGAACUCUGGGUGAACUUGAAAUACAACAAAUUAAUUCAACACAGACCCCCACCCCCCUCCCCCGAACCCGCCCUCCCGACACACACUAAUAUGGAUGCACACCUGUGUUUAUUGUGACAAGGGAUUCAGGUUGCACUACCUUGCACAUGCAUGAGCGCGACUCUCCCUCUGCCCCCCCCCCCAACACACACACACACACAGUCUCAACAGUGUCUCCUAAGUGCUUCCUCCCAUUCAUGGGGGCCUGUCCUGAUUAUUAUUAGCAUAAGCGUAUUGCUUGAUGAAUACUGGCUGACAGUAUCAGUCAGAACUGAGCAGCUUUUAAUUAAAACACCCAGUUUUUCAAUGGAAUUCUUGUGUUGGAUUUCACCAUAUUGUUGAAUGUCAAACCCGCUGACACUGUCAAUCAAAACUGAGUGUCUUUAAAUUAAAAUGGCCAGUUUUUCAAUGGAACUCUUGUAUGGGCUCCCACAUGAUGAUGUAAACAAUGUGAUCCAGCGGUGCAGGAGACCCCCCAUGUAGAAACAUGAGGCCCCCCCCCCCUUGUAUACAAACACUCCACCGGAGCUGUCAAACUGUUUGGGAUCACUGCAGAAGGCCUUCAUCCUGGAUGUGAGGAUGAUGAUGCCGUGGAACCUCCAGGGUGUUUGGACGAGGAGGCAGGCAGGGAGGGGGGCGGGUAUGGGGGGGAGGACGUUGGUGGCUUCCUCUCGUCUCCGCUGCCGGGCUGAGUCGGGAUUGGAUUACAGGUUCACACGCUGGCCGCAGACCGCCCGUCCCCCCGCCCCCGACCAAUUGCUUCAUUCAUUGCAGCGCCGGGGACGGCCCGCCGGCCCCUGAUUGGUUAUCGGCGCCGGUCGGGGGAACUUUCCCACGGCCAACACGUGCUGACAGCCGGCCAGCCACUCCUCAUCACCACACACGCACACUCGGGAGAGGGAGGGGCCAAAAAGGCACGGACAGAAAGUCUAUUGGAUCGCUGUCAAACUUUUUCCAAAGAUCCUCUAUGCAUAGGGGAGUUGUGUCACUCUGUGACAUUUUUUUUUUUUUUUUACUUCUCGCACGAUUAGCUUUUUUUGUAGCAGGUCCUAAAAGAACAGCAGAGUGGCCCUGUAAAGACGAUCUUUGACUAGCAUGUGUGUGUGUGUGUGUGCUCCUGUAACACAGAUGAUCUUUGACUAGCAUAUUUGUGCGUGUGUGUGAGUGCUCCUGUCACAUAGAGAAUCUUUGGCUAGCAUUUGUUGUAGGUUAUUAAAAAGAGCACGUGCCCCACUGGCGGAUCUGCAUUAGGUCCUUAAAAACAGCAGAGUGCUUCUGUCACAGAGGAUCUUUGAUGGCAUGUUUUUGCUGCAGGUCCUUUAAAAAACAGGUGAACUGUCACAGAGAAGAUCUUUCGUUUUUGGCUGUUUUGCACUCCUGCUAUGGAACUUUUGGACUUGUCUUGGGAGUGAGACCUCUGCGCUGUCCUCUCAGACUCUGAGGCGCUGGUGCCAACCGCCCUGUCACUCGAGCGCGACGCCGCCCCGCGAUUGGCCGCCUCGCUCCCUUGUUCCCGCCCCCUCGACUUGAAACGGCGCCGUGGGAAAGGCGAGCUGGCCAAAGCCGAGCGAACUUUACCGACGCUCACAGCAGCCAAGCGAGGAAGGACUCGUUCGUCGGCAGUGUGGUCAUGAAGCGGAACCUCGACUUUAGCUCCUCGGACAGCGAGCUGGACGACGCGAUCGAAGUGGCGAAAGAGAGCGCGGAUGAGAAUGGGAAUGUUGGCACCCCUCUUGGCUCCAUGUCUCCCACAGCGUCCACUCAGGUGCAGGCGAGGAAGCGGCGACGAGGAAUCAUUGAGAAACGUCGUCGAGACCGAAUCAACAACAGCCUGAGUGAGCUCCGUAGACUGGUGCCGAGUGCCUUUGAGAAGCAGGGUUCCGCCAAGUUGGAGAAAGCAGAGAUUUUGCAGAUGACCGUGGACCACCUGAAGAUGCUUCACGCCGCCGGAGGCAAAGGGUUUUUUGACGCCCACGCCCUGGCCAUGGACUACCGCGGUUUGGGUUUCAGGGAGUGCCUGGCGGAGACGGCCCGCUAUCUCAGCAUCAUAGAAGGUUUGGACAAUGCCGACCCCCUCAGGAUACGCCUGGUGUCGCACCUCAACAGCUACGCCAACCAGCGCGAGGCGGGCCUCAACCACCUAGCCUGGGGUUCCACCUUUGGGUCGCUGCCCGCCCACCUGACCCACCCGCUCCUCCUGCACCAACAGGCCGCCCCCCUGGCCCCGCCUCGGAGCGUCACCAGCAGCCCCCUGUCGUCGUCAUCGUCUUCCUCUUCCUCCUCCUCGUCCCCCGCAGACACUCACCCGGCAGGUCGGCGCAGCGGGAGCGCCAGCCCUCACUCGGACCAAGCGCUGGUGCGCGCCCCGCCUGCGGCCGCCACCCCAAUCCUCCGCCCAACCAAGCUCCCCCCUCCCCUCCUCUCGUCAAUCUCGGCAUUCCCGUUCUCGUUCGGCACCUUCCCGCUCAUCUCUCCCGUCGCCACUGCCGCCCUCAGCCCCCCGGCCCCGACGCCGCCCACGAUGGGCAAACCCUACAGACCGUGGGGGAUGGAGAUCGGAGCUUUUUGACUGGCACACACGCAGUCCAUGUAUAGACUCACAAAGCCCAGCUGAGCUGGACUCUUUUGCAAAAAAAAGAGAGCUAUUUUUGGGGGGGGGGUUUAGGAGGGAGCGCCGCCCUUAAAGAAGAGUGAUUUACCCUCUCGAUUGAUGCCCACCUACCACCCACUUUUCUUCUUUAAAGAAGUUUCUCCGGAUCAGGAAUUACUUUUCCAGAUGGUCAAGCGGUCGUCUGUCAAGUUCCCAAACAAGGCCCCCCCCCACCCUCUCUAGUCCACCAUCCCACCCUUUUGUUUUGCCUUUUGAGAAAAGUCUGUGUGCCCCCACGCUUGCAGUGAGAAGAGUUCUUCUUUGACAGCAGUUUAUGGGGUGGAAUAAACACAAACCAGGUGUUUUGUUUGAGCCGACGCCACACAAAAGCAACCUGUGACGAUAGCAACUAGUUUGUAUAUUCUAGCGUCAUGUCUUGUUGCCGUGCUUCAUGACAUCCUCCCACAAUAAACAAUCUAUGAUCAACCUUCUGUGUGAUGUUAUUUUUGUUUGUUUGCUUCUCUCUAUCUUGUGUCCACACAGGAAGCCAUUAACAAGGAGGGGAUAUCCUGGACAAUAGCAGCCUGGCCCCGGCCCCCACUUUGCAACCACCGCAUGGGAAUGAGCUAAGGAAGAGGAAAAGAUGGCGGAACUACUGGCUACAACUUUAGGUUCACAGUCACAACAUAAUUAUCAAACAUUUAAAUUAAAGUAGUAACUCUGUAAAACUUACAUUU